AUGCCUGCCGCUGCCUUGGGUUCUACUGCGGCUCAGGCUGCAGUAGCCGCGAUGCAUGCUGGUGCUUCACGGCCCGGAGUUUGUCCUCGUCCGAACUCUGAUCAACUCGGCCUGUAUGAGAUCAUUGUGACAAUUAAUCAGGCCUAUCAGAAUUUUUCACCUUAUACGGAAGACAAAAUAAAACAAAUGCGUCUGCGUCCGAUCAGUUUGGUAAGUCAUGAGAACCGAGUUUGGGGUCGCAUAUUGGAUGGCGGAAAAUGUGCACAGUUAUUGAUUAAUUCUUGUGAUCAAUUUUCUAUACUACUAUUCAGUGAAAUGCAAUGA
This is a messenger RNA of Echinostoma caproni, 324 nucleotides long. The record is from the annotation of a GenBank genome assembly. Lineage: Eukaryota; Metazoa; Platyhelminthes; Trematoda; Plagiorchiida; Echinostomatidae.